Molecule: messenger RNA, 1164 nt
Organism: Miscanthus lutarioriparius
Lineage: Eukaryota; Viridiplantae; Streptophyta; Magnoliopsida; Poales; Poaceae
Source: the annotation of a GenBank genome assembly
AUGGAGCUAAAUAAUGGAUAUAUUCAGAAAUCGGAUGAUGAAGAUAGGCUCAGCAUGCUGACUGAUGAUGUAUUACUCUCAAUUCUGGAGAGAGUUGACAUAACUACGGCCACAAGGACAAGCGUCUUAUCCACGCGGUGGAAACACCUGCCGUGGUUGUUCCGUGAGCUCACAAUUGAUGUCAGGGAAUUCCUAUCUGUUCCUCCCCCAAACCCCAUUGAAGUUGGGCAUAUGGAUGAAGCAAUGGCUUCCCUGACCAAAGCAGCCACUAGCUUCUGGGCUACUACCCGGGCGAAGCCACCAUCACAAGGCUGCAGCUCAAGCUCUAUCUGGUCAACACUUACUCGGAUGUCAUUGGCCCUCUAUUGCAGCAUCUCUCCCUCUGCAACUGUGAUGCAGGGGGCUCUCGCCUUGGAAGAUACAAGCACCGGAUUCAAGCUUAGUCUUCUUGAACUUGACUUCUGCUGCUUGGGGAAGCUUGAGGUGCUCUGUCUUCCAAAACUAGAGAAGCUUCGUUGGGAUAUUUGGAUGUUUCCAUUAACACCCCUGUCAUUUGGUGUUGCCCCAUUCCUUAAGGAAUUGAACGUCAUAUGUGGUGCGUCAGUUCAUCAUCAAGGGUUUGAUUUGAGUAAGGUUCUGAGGAUACAACAGCUAUACAUAACAUUAAAUUUCAGAGGAGAAAAGCUUUGGAUAAAACCGGAAGGGAAGCUGCUCUGCGCUGCAUUCAAGAAGCUAAGGAAGUUAUCUCUACAUGGUAUUUUUGUUGAAUUCGAUUUGUUAUGGAUGAUGGUUCUCCUUGAAGGCGCGCCAUCAGUUGAGAUAUUUGAUAUUGAGAUAUGGGAACAUCCAUGCGUAGUAGACACAGAAGGUAGAAGGAAAACUUAUGGUGAAAGAACAAAUCCAUCAUGGAACAUAGCUGAGUUCAAAAGCUGUAAGGAAUGGCUAUUGAAAGAGGUGCAGGUUACUGGCUUUAGCCCAAUGGAGCAACAAUUAGCACUUUUAAGGGCUGUGAUGCAGCGAGCUUCCAACCUACAAACCAUUGUCCUAAAACAUUACCAGCCUUGUGAUUACUGUGACGAGAUAGGUGCACUUCCUCGUUGUGAAAGAUUACCACCAGAACGGGUGUUUCCAAAGGGAAAGGGCGGAGCAGGACGCUGCAGUUGA